Messenger RNA from Besnoitia besnoiti, 2298 nucleotides. RefSeq lists its product as uncharacterized. NCBI's taxonomy places the organism in Eukaryota, Apicomplexa, Conoidasida, Eucoccidiorida, Sarcocystidae. Gene Ontology annotation, biological process: protein phosphorylation; intracellular signal transduction. Gene Ontology annotation, molecular function: protein serine/threonine kinase activity; ATP binding. Bases 1 to 2298 code for a protein of 765 amino acids. The record is from RefSeq and is a predicted model, not a curated record. The transcript has a single exon.
AUGUCGUUUUUCGCUCGCCUCCAUCGCCACUCCCACCGACACGAAGAACAUCACGCUCCGUCUGACCCAGUAGGCCAUCCUGGCGGAAGUGCUACAGAGCAGCACGGGUCAGGGGAGCUGCGGAGGGGACCAGCCUCUGCACUAAGUAGCCAAGCUGACAAGCUGUUAAAGGCGCACAGUAAUUCUGGUGUCUCCUCUGAGGGAGGCCCAGCGGUACAGGAGGGCACCGACGCAUCGGGGCUUCCAGCGACGACCGUGACGCACUCAGGAGGCGGUGACUGCGGUCUCCCAAAGGGGCUCGGCCCCCUCUCGUUGCCUCAUAUGCAUCCUCCGGCAAGGAGCUCUUCCCACGACCGAGAGAGUGCGGCAGAGAAGGCACACGCGGAGAGCGAAGCUUCGCGGACAGGUCGGGAGGCGGGAGGAUCGCACACGAUGUCGACGCGGUCCAGUGAGAUGGAGGCCGAGCUGCAGGGCGGCAGCAAGCCGACGCCACAAACACCCGCGGCUCACAUUGGAACAGGCGACGAAACAUGGCGCUGCGUGCCGCCGAAAAUCGAUGGUGGAGGGACGAAACUCGAGAACACAAGUGCGUCCUCUGAUGCGGCCGUGACUGGUCGGCCUGCAAGGCGCAGUCACAGUGAGGAGGGAAGCAAGUCACCCUGUCGUGCAGCUGGUCAUGGGUGGAGGAAGGGCAAAGAACAGCAUGGCCACAGCUCAGCAGCGGGGGAGUUGGGGGGGACAAGCUGCGGGGUUGUGAGCGACGAGACAGGCAUGCACGGUGACGAACAGGACAAAAAGGGCGCAGGAGACAAAGCGGAUGCGAGUGCUGGGGCCAGCCAUCACUCUCGGUGGCGCUUUGGAGAAGCUCACAAGGACCACCGAAUCAGCCUCGUGCUGCACUCCGCAGUGCACGCUAUGAAGUCGCUGCCCUCAACGCUUCAGCGUGAGUGGAGCAUGGUUCGGAAAAUCUACCGGCAAACCGGUCGAGUGGGGCACGCCCACAGAUUGGCAAGGGCCCGCGAGGGCAAGCUGCACAAGCUCGUGUUGAAACAUUCUCCAAAUAGCAGCAAGCAGCUGCGCUGCGUCAUGCAGAUGAAGCAGAUCAUCCCUACACCUGAGUGUGCCAACGCGCUCAUCAAACACGUUCGACGCAACCUGGAGAAUAGCAUGCGGGAGUUCCAGCAUGCAUCGCCUGCGCUCAGUCUCCGGCGAGAGCAGCUUUUCGUUCCCGGACGCGAGUUCACUGUACGUUGUUUGCAGCGGCACCCGCCCUUUACCACGAUGUCGCUCAUUGGUGGGCGCCUCCUUGGGGGUGGGUCGGAAGCAAUGGUGUUCGCGGCUGAAGAGGUUGCAGCGCGUGAGCACCACGACGCAUUCAUCGGUGCGCAGAAGGCGUCAGUUGCGGUGCCGCCGGCCGAGGCGCGGCCCCGCAUGGUAGCGCUGAAGAUAUUUCUUUGCGAGGCGAGCUUGAUUGACGAACCUGCCAAAGCGGAAGACGAGGCGGAGGCUGUCGAGUGGCUGCAGAUGGCGUUCUGGCGCCUCGCCCCCUCGUGUGUCGACGUCGCAGUUUCACGUCGCCUCGGCAUCGCUACUCCCUCGUGGAUAGCAUCCGUGGAAGGCAUGCCUCUUGUUAGUGAAGGAGACUCUCAUUUCGCUAUUCUCAACCGAGUAACGGCGAUGCCGCUGAUGCUGGGCGACUUGCUCGCGGUUCCCCCCGCAGCACUGAACGUGUCUCAACGCAUGUAUUUGAUUUUGCGCCUGAUUCAAGUUGUCGCAAAUUUACACGGCCUCGGGGUCCUGCACAACGAUCUCAAGAUUGAAAACUUACUUAUUGGGCUUGACGGUCAGUUGUAUGUCGGGGAUCUGGGCACUAUCUUACCCAAUUCCGGGCAACCGACAAGAUUCCAGAGAAUUGGGACAGACGUUUAUCUAGACCCGCAAAGCGCGGAGGGUUUUUUAAGGGAAAAUGAUGACUUCACGUUAGUGUACUCCCCUCUACGCGAUGCCUGGGCGACGGGGAUGAUCUGCUACUACAUUUGGUGCGGCGGCGCACUGCCGUACAACCUCUCUCAGGUCUACGACGGCACAGUGAGUGGUAUGGAGAUGUUCAAGUUCAUCGCCAAUCUACCGAGGUCAGGGCUGCCUCUAUUUUUCGUGUGCAGCCCCGAAGAGACCAAUCCGGAAAUCUCUGAAAUCCGGCACAUCAUCGAGUCUUUGCUCGCACUCGAAAGAUCCUCCCGGAAAACCCCACAAGACAUUGUUCACGGGUCGUUUUUAUUCUCCAGGUACCGGGUUUGA